Molecule: messenger RNA, 2854 nt
Organism: Numida meleagris (helmeted guineafowl)
Lineage: Eukaryota; Metazoa; Chordata; Aves; Galliformes; Numididae
Gene: CIPC
Product: CLOCK interacting pacemaker
Exons: 5
Coding region: 606-1727 (373 amino acids)
Biological process (GO): negative regulation of circadian rhythm; negative regulation of DNA-templated transcription
Cellular component (GO): nucleus
Source: RefSeq, a predicted model, not a curated record
GGCGUCACGGCCCAGCCUGCGUUGCUGCUGCCGGUGCGGUGUUGACCGUAGUGCUCGGGGCGGCCCGAUCUCGGCUCGGACCGGCCCCACCUCGAGCGGGGAGGGGCUGUGGGUUUGUUCGGCUGCGUGGGACCUGUCGUCCCGCCGGGCUCCGGGACGGCCCGGCCUGGCCCUGCCCGCCGGCGAGGUGCCGGGGAGGCGGGAGGGAGGGAGAGCACGGCGGUGUGAAGAGGUGCUCUGGGGGCGGGCGGGAUGAGGCCCAGUGCCAGCCGUCCCGAGCCGUACUUGCGAGUGGAUGCCUCUCGGUUGUCUCCUUAAGGGAAGAUGGGCCAGCAGAUCCCAAAGUUUCCCUUGGUGGGACCUGAGGGAACGGCCUGGAGCUGCGUCGGAGUGGGGGACACACGUUGGAUACUAGGAAAAGUUUCAGCCUUCCAGAGUUUUCAUUCUGAAAAGGUAUGAGGAGGCAUUUCUAAGGCACCAUCUCCACUAGGAGCGAUUUGCAGUUCCUCAAUGGAAAAGGUAUUGAAGGCUGCCACCAGCACUGUGGAAGCAUGGAGACAGAGUAGUUGUGUAUUGAGACCCUCAAGAAAAUACCGGGCAAACUGAUGGAAAUGAAGAGCUUGAACCAUCACUUCAACAUGGCAGCAACUGAAUCUGACAAGGACUCCGGAUACUCAGAUGGCAGUUCAGAGUGCCUAAGUGCUAUGGAGCAGACUGACUCUGAGGACGUCCUGAAUGCAUUGUGUUGGAAUGCAGAGGAUGGGCCUUGGCCUUGCCCCGUGACCACAAGCAGCUCCUUUCCUGCACUUUCUCCUAUGGUGGUAAUGAAAAAUGUUCUAGUAAAGCAGGGGAGUUCAUCCCAGCUCCAGUCUUGGACUGUCCAGCCAUCCUUUGAAGUGAUUCCAGCUCAGCCACAGCUGGUAUUUCUUCACCCAUCAAUCCCACCUCCCAUUAACCCUCACCCUGGUGGGAAAAAGAGAAAUGAUUCCACUAACUACCUGCCCAUCCUGAACUCUUAUCCCAAAAUAGCACCACAGCCCUGCAAAAGAGAUCACUCCUUUGACGUAGAGGAACGUCAGGAAACCAGCUGCCAUAAACGACUCUGCACAGAAGCAUCUAAAAUGGAGACUUCUCCUGUAUCAAGGAGCACAGGUUUGUCUACUAGUCCUUUUGCCCACCUUCCAGUUAGCUUUAAGGCUCCUCAGGAUUCUAACCAGCAAAGUUCUUCAAGUUUGAUGACAACUGGAAAAGUGUCAACUUUUCCUGGUUUCCAUCAUGUUUCUGCUGACACUCCGAAAGUUCCAGGUUUGGCUCCUCUCUUGCCUUUUGGAACUCUACAGACAGCAAAGUGCACUCCUCGUGAGAAUGAGAGUGCAGCACAAACUACAGUGCAGUCUGCAGUUUGGAGCCUGCCGUUGAUACCAGAAGAGACUUGCACUACCCCUGAGCUGCUUUUGCAACAGCAAAGUAAGUGCAGACGCUUUCAGAAUACGCUUGUUGUGCUACGCAGGUCAGGGUUGCUGGAGAUCACUUUAAAAACCAAGGAGCUCAUUCAUCAGAACCAGGUGACUCAAGCUGAGCUGGACAGGCUGAAGCACCAAACACAGCUUUUCAUAGAGGCAAUAAAGAACAAUGCUCCACAGUCAUGGGCAGAGCUAGAAGCGUCUCUAACAGGUUCAGAUAAAGCUAAUAGCAACCUUGAAGACUCCACUUAUCCAAACAUGUAGUAAAGUGGUACAGAGCUGUUAAGUUAUUCCUGUGCCUCCUAUUUCCCAUCUCAAGCUUUUACUUGAACGUUCUCUGAGUCCAAGACCUGCAAGGUGGCAUGCCAUUUACAACUUGUCUUCACAGCCAGUCAUGGGACUGGAACAGCACAGUGGGAUCUUGACAAGAUGAGUACUCAGUACUCCAGUGUGACCUUGAACUCCAUGCUAACUGUGUUUUCUUGGACUUCAGAAGCUUGGAUGUGCUCUGCUGGCAUGUUCCCAUUCUUGCUGUGAGAAGACAGUCAUUUGCAGAAUUCUGCAAGCAAGUCUCUUCCUAUUCCCAUCUUCAGAUAGUCAGUUCUGAGAGUGGCACAGCAAAACAGUCCCCAGUAUUGGGCUAUCACCAGUUGAAAGUUGAUGAAGAGAGAUGGUGUGAAGAUAAGAAGCUUAGUUUGGCAGGGUGGUAUCAGACUGUUGCUGACUGUUGACAGAGAGUCUUGCUUUUGGGGUUAUAAUUGUUUUGAAUUAGUGGAGAUCUGCUUGUGGUGAAGCAGCAUUCUGUAUUUAUUGCAAUCUUUGACCAAAGUGACAAGAGUCAUAGGAGCCUGGUGACUUGAUUUUGAGGGGUAUCCGUUGGAUUUUUAUCUGUAAAGAUAAGCAAAUGAGAAUUGCAAGGCUUGCACUGGAAGUGUUUGUUUCAAAGCUGUACUUAUUUGCACUACCCAUUAGUGACAAAAAAGUGUACAAGGCAAGUGGCUUUGGAUUUUCUUGGUGGAAUGCAGAAGCAUUUUUAAACAUGGUGCAGGGAAGAUGCUUGUUCACCAGGGUUAAUUUGACAAGACUAGUUAAAUGUUAUUUUAUCUGUAUAUCUUUAGCUUAUAAGACUAAACUCUUUUUGCUGUGAAAUUGUUCCAGUCUCGUUCAACAUCUUCAUCAGUGACCUUGAUGAGGAGAUAGUGUCCACCCUCAGCAAGUUUGCUGAUGAUAUGAAGCUGGGAGGAAUGACUGACACACCGGAAGGAUGUGCUGCCAUUCAGCGAGACCUGGACAGGCUGGAGAGUUGGGCAGAGAGGAACCAGAUGAGGUUUAACAAAAGCAAGUGUAGAGUCUUGCACCUAGGGAUGAAUAACCGCAUGCACCAGUACAGG